This is a messenger RNA of Cryptomeria japonica (Japanese cedar), 2096 nucleotides long. Its product is annotated as FRIGIDA-like protein 3. The transcript has 3 exons. Bases 267 to 1805 code for a protein of 512 amino acids. The record is from RefSeq and is a predicted model, not a curated record. Lineage: Eukaryota; Viridiplantae; Streptophyta; Pinopsida; Cupressales; Cupressaceae.
AAAUGAAAUAUCUUUUUAAUAAAAAUAAAUAAGAAGGAUGGAAAUAACCUCCAAACGGGCUAGAUAUUUGAAAGUAAUUAAAUCUUAACCACAGGAUCCGAAUCCCACGGCCUAGAAGUCUCUUGAAAAACAGAAGGAUUCUAGGUAUAUCAGACAAACAACACAGUAGCGCAUAGCAUGCAGGUGACGGGUUAGGGUUUCGAAUCACUGGGAGUGCAUUUUGUAUACCUCGGCGUAACUGAAACCUUAGUGUGAAUUUACAGGGUAUGUCGGUUGUAGAUUCGAUUUCGGCAGCCAUGGGUGAAGUAAGCGCAAAGAGAGAGCUCCUGCAGAAGGCCUACCUGGAACUAGAAUCUCACACUUCAGCCCUCGUGAACUUCAAAACGCAGUGGAAGGAGCUUCAAGAUCACUUCGACACUUUAGAAGAGCUCAUGAACAAGCGUUCCCAAGAGCUCGGCAUAAAAAUAGAAGAACCGAAAGUUGCAAAAUCGCAAGCAGCUGUCAAGGGUUCGAGUCCGGCUGAGGCUAAAAAAGGUGCGGACAAAAUCACGGAUAAGGCAACGGAUGUGAAGCCGCGUGCCGAGUUCAAAAACCUGUGCGAGAAGAUGGACGCGGAGGGCUUGCUGAAGUUUCUGGUGGAAAAGAAGAAAGACCUCGCGGCGCUGCGCAACGAGGCACCGGGGGCUCUCAAGGCAGCUCCCAAGACGGCGAUGCUCGUGCUGAAGGCUCUCGAAGGGUUUUUUAACCAAGAGCAAAAGUCGGACAAGGAGCAUACCUUAUUUUUGCAGCGAAGGCGGGCUGGUAUCUUGCUUCUCGAGACGUUGCCGUCGGUUGUGAAGGCGGAGGCUAUGCCAGCUGAAGCUAAGAAGACGGCGAGGAAGCUUGCUGGAGAGUGGAAGGCAAAGAUUAUUAAGCCCGCGGAUGCCAGCUAUCUGGAGGCGCAUGCAUAUCUGCAACUGUUGAUUUCCUAUGGGCUUGCGAGCGAAUUCAGAAAUGAUGCUAACUUAGUGGAUCUUAUCGUUGUCGUUGCAAGGCGAAAUCAGGCGCCCGAAGUUUGCCGUAAUCUUGGACUACAGGAUAAAAUGACAGAUAUUGUGGAAAAAUUGAUCAGUAGUGGGAAGCAAAUUGAGGCUGUAAACUUUGUCCAUACAUUUGGACUUACUGAAAAAUAUCCACUUGUGCCUUUGUUGAGGGCAUAUCUGAAGGAUGCAAAGAAAUUGUCACAGGAUACAGCAAAAAAUGGAAAGAAUUCUAUUAAUGCGCAGAAUGAAGGAGCCUCAAAAGAAAUUGCAGCUGUGAAAGCUGUAAUUAAGUGCAUUCAAGAACACAAACUUGAGUCGCAGAUGUCUCCAGAAAAUCUUCAAAAGCGUAUGGCUCACUUAGAGAAAGCCAAGGCUGACAGAAAAAGAUCUGCUGCAGAAGCUGUUAAGUCUCAGACUAAACGGCCUCGUGUAAGUAAUAGUGGUAGUGCUGCAGCAUCUGCUGCUGAAAGGAUUCCCACUGUAUAUACCUCUUCUAUUACUGAUGACAGGAGCCUCCUACGCCCUGGUAUGACAAGUUAUAGUUUACCUACCCCAGGUGCUUAUGACAGGCCAAGUCAAAGCAUCUUAGGAUCAUCACCCUAUGGAAUUGGAAGCAGGGGUGCACUUCCUCUUUCAAGGCCUUAUUUGUUAUCAUCAGACAAUCUGCAUUCCUCAUUGUAUGGGGCUGGGUCUUUUGGAGCACCUAGCAAUUAUGGCAGUUUUAGCCUUGGUGCUGGUCUGCCGUCAUCCAGUGCAUCUUAUCCAUCUUCAUAUUUGCGUUAAGAUGCUUCACAAGGUCUCUUCAAUGUCGGUUUCUGAUCUUUAGUUGCUCAUGCACUAUAUCCGUAUUUAACUUUGCCACCGUUUGCACUGUUCUUGAAAAAGCUUCAGCUUCUGAUUUUUCCAAACUUAAGCAUCUCUUUAGGGUGGUCAUGGAUUAGCCAUGAGGACUAGCUAAAUUUUGUUUUUACUGCUUCAUUUGGAUGCCAGGAUUUGUUUGGAAAGAUGCAAAUGUUUUGGUGCUAGUGUGUUUCAAAAUGGUAAAUGUGAAUUAGCAUUUUCAUUUUCAAAUCA